ACAUUUUUCACCAUCCCAUCUUUAAAAACUAAAACAAAAAAGCUCAAGAGUCUCUCCUCCAUUAAUGGAACCGUUUCUCUCUCUCUCUCUUUAGUGCUUGCUUGCUUGCUGAUGUUAGCUCCCACGAGCUUCAGAGUAAGCUUCUACCGCAAUUCCCUCUAACUGAACCAAAUCGGCUUUUACUAUUUUAGUAUUUUUUUUUCCCCCAUACUACAAAGUUUCCUCUUUUAUCAUUACUCUGUGUGGCUUCAACUCUCUCUGCUCCCACAAUACAAUACACCCACUCAAGUUUCAACCUUUCUACACUUUCUUAUAUCUUCUUGCUCCAGGAAACUAGGAAUGGUUGCUGUUGAUAAACAUUGAAUCUGCUGCGUGAGGUUUUUCAUUUAAAAUAUAAAAAAAAAAGUCACUUGCUUUAGCCAAUCUAAUUUAGUCAAUCAAAAAGAGAAAUGGAGAAUCCAUCAAGAGAAAAAGGAUUCUGUUUUCCAGAUACUCCAGUUGAAGAAAUGGAAAUGGAUGGUUGGAUUAAGAGUUUGAUAUUCGAAGAAGAUAUGUUAAGCUCCUCAUCUUCAACUUCAGAGCUUAUGAACUUCGAAUCUUUUGCUUCUUGGUGCAACAACAUCCCUUCUGCUGCUACAGAUAUCUUGUUCUCUCAAUACGGCUUAUCCACCUCUCAGUCUACUACAUCUUUUGGAGGCCACUCAUACGUUGGCGAGAAACGACCUGUACAUGAGAUGAGUUCUCAGUUUCAUUGCCUGUCUGAUACUGAAAAGAUUACCGGUAAACGAAUCAGAGGUAAUAAUACUAAUCAGACGAGUAGUUUAACCACUGGGGCUGUAGAUUACAGUGUUGUUCCAAGGUCGUUGAGUCACACUCUUGAUGAUAAGAUGAUCAAGGCAUUAAGUUUGUUUAUGGAGUUCUCUGGAGAGGGUAUUCUGGCGCAGUUUUGGACUCCUAUCAAGAAAGGAGAUCAGUACAUGCUUAGUACUUGUGAUCAGGCGUACUUGCUUGACUCGAGGCUAUCUGGAUACCGUGAAGUCUCGAGGAACUUCACUUUCUCUGCUGAAGCGAAUCAAUGCUCUUAUCCAGGUCUUCCAGGUAGAGUCUUUAUCUCUGGAGUUCCUGAGUGGACAUCAAACGUGAUGUAUUACAAAACCGCUGAAUAUUUAAGGAUGAAGCAUGCACUAGAUAACGAUGUCCGUGGUUCCAUUGCUAUUCCUAUCCUUGAAGCAUCUGGUUCAUCUUGUUGUGCUGUCCUGGAACUUGUGACAUGUAGGGAAAAACCCAACUUUGAUGUGGAGAUGGACUCUGUUUGCCGUGCUCUGCAGGCCGUGAACUUACAAACAUCAACUAUUCCUCGUCGUCAGUACCUUUCGAGUAAUCAAAAAGAAGCUUUGGCUGAAAUAAGAGAUGUUCUCCGAGCAGUGUGCCAUGCACAUAGUUUGCCUUUAGCACUAGCUUGGAUUCCCUGCAGUUACUCCAAGGGAGCGAACAAUGAGUCGGUAAAGGUUUAUGGAAAAAAUUCAAGGGAAACCUCUCUUCUUUGCAUAGAAGAAACAGCAUGUUAUGUGAAUGAUAUGGAAAUGGAAGACUAUGUGAAUGCAUGUUUGGAGCAUAAUCUGAGAGAAGGGCAAGGAAUCGUUGGCAAAGCACUCAUAUCAAACAAGCCGUCUUUCUCAUCUGAUGUAAAGACAUUUAAUAUCUGCGAGUACCCUCUUGUUCAACAUGCCCGAAAGUUUGGUCUUAAUGCUGCAGUUGCCACCAAACUGAGGAGCACAUUCACCGGUGACAGUGAUUAUAUACUGGAGUUUUUCUUACCUGUAAGUAUGAAGGGAAGCUCAGAACAACAACUUUUGCUGGACAGUCUCUCGAGCACGAUGCAGAGACUAUGUCGGACUCUGAGAACUGUUUCAGAUGCAGAAUCAAAUGAGGUUAUGGAAGUUGGAUUUCAUGGUGGAGAAACGUCAAAUCUCCCACAGGCUACUACUGUAUCUGAAGAAAGCUUUCAGACAACAUUUCUGGAUACUGACGUCAACUCUACUACAAGUAUCUUCUCGAACAUGUCCUCUGAUAAAACCAAUGAUAUAGCAGGCUCUCAGGGAACUCUUCAACAGGAAAUUAGCGGAACAAAAAGAUCAGAGAAGAAGAAAAGCAGUACAGAGAAGAAUGUGAGCUUAAAUGUACUCCAGCAUUACUUCUCUGGGAGCUUAAAGGAUGCUGCAAAAAGCCUUGGUGUUUGUCCGACUACACUAAAACGGAUUUGUAGACAGCACGGAAUCAUGAGAUGGCCAUCUCGCAAGAUUAACAAAGUGAAUAGAUCUCUAAGGAAAAUACAGACAGUGCUUGACUCUGUCCAAGGUGUAGAAGGAGGACUGAAGUUUGACUCGGUAACAGGGGAAUUUGUAGCAGUUGGCCCUUUUAUACAAGAAUUUGAUACUCAAAAGAGUACUUCUUCUCAUCAUGAAGAUGUAUUUGUAAGAAGCCAAAGUGGUAUGGAUGAAGAUGCGUCAUUAGAGCCUUUAACAGUUAUAUCUCAUGAUGGUGGCGGGGUUAAGUUGGAGGAGAGUGUUGAAACAAACCAAGCAGGACCAGGAUCCUUGAUGGAGCCAUGGACAUGGAUAAGCAAACAGUCUGGCUUGAACUAUAGUGAUGAUAUCGAUAUAGGAAAAAGGAGUGAAGAGGUAAAGAAGGAUAAAGACCUUUGUGUUCGUAGGUGCUUGAGCUCUCUAGCACUUGCAGGUGAUGGAACGAAUACAAGAACCGAACGCGGUAAUGGAAUUGUAGAACCAAACCAAUCCAUAUCUAGCAGCAUGUCGGAUUCGUCAAAUAGCUCGGGAGCAGUUUUGCUGGGAAGGUCAUCUACUUCCAUGGAAAAAAAUUGGAACCAAAUAAGAACUCAUAACAAUAGCGGAGAGAGCGGAUCAAGUUCAACACUGACAGUAAAAGCCACUUAUAGAGACGACACUGUACGUUUCAAGCUUGAUCCAUAUCUUGUUGGGUGUUCUCAGCUCUACAGAGAAGUGGCUAAGCGCUUCAAGCUGCAAGAAGGCGCCUUUCGGUUGAAAUACUUGGAUGAUGAAGAAGAAUGGGUGAUGUUGGUCACAGAUUCUGAUCUCCACGAAUGCUUCGAGUUAUUAAACGGUAUGAGAAAGUAUACAGUGAAGUUUCUGGUCAGUGAUUUGCCUAGCACCGCAAUGGGAAGUUCCGCAGGCAGCAACGGUUGCCUCGGAACAGGCUCCUAGCAUCAGUUUUAUUAUGCUAUAUAUAUGUACACAUAAUCUCUGUUUGGUCUGCCAUUAGAACCCAUAUAGAAAGAAAAAAAAAAAUGAGUGCAGUGGAGUUGAAGAAUGUAUAUAAACAAAGAAAGACAGAUAUAUUUUGGUUUCAAACAAGUUGUAUAGAAGUAAAGUCUUUGAAUA
This is a messenger RNA of Camelina sativa (false flax), 3419 nucleotides long. Its product is annotated as protein NLP9. NCBI's taxonomy places the organism in Eukaryota, Viridiplantae, Streptophyta, Magnoliopsida, Brassicales, Brassicaceae. The record is from RefSeq and is a predicted model, not a curated record. Gene Ontology annotation, molecular function: protein binding; DNA-binding transcription factor activity.